AUGCUGGCACAGUUCCAGUCUCGUACUGCAAUAUUCAAUGCAGACGAAUCGAUCAAAAUUCUUGAACAAUUUCAAUGGAAUUGUUUGGAAGCAAUCAACUAUGUACUUGAAAAUGUUAAUGCUGUUAAACAGAAAUCAUCGAGUUUAGUUUAUAAUAGUAUUCCAUUAUCUCUUACUAUUGAUCAAUCACUCAUUCCAAACGAAUGUCUAAAUGAAUUAGAUGGUGUUCGUCAUUUUGAACAAGCAUUUCAGGAUCGUCAUCCAGAUGUUCAUCGUUGGCCAAUAUGGUUUAAAUCAUCACUUGAAAAUGCUAUUAAUCAAUCUCAUAGUCCAUUCGCUGUUUUUCUCAAUCAUGAUAAAUCUGCUUAUGCUAUAAUAUUUUCUCGUCAAAUUCUUUGUUCAUCAUCUAUUUUAAAUGUUUUUCAAAAGUAUAAAUGCAUUCUAUGGCCAUGGGAUGUGACUUAUCCAUUAAAUAAACAACGACUUAUUCAAAGAAGUGGACGUGCUCGACAGAUUCUUGUCGAAUGUCUUUCAUAUUAUACUGAUGUUGAUAAUUAUCCUUUAUUACUUUUGCUUAGUCGUCAAAACGAUAAAAUUGUACUACUUGAUAUUAUCAAUGGACAUUGGGAUUUAGAUCAAACACGAGCUUGUCUCGAACGAACACUUAAUCCAGUUCUUGAACAAUCUAUUAUACCUAUUAAUGAGACAUCAUCUCUUUCACCAGGUUGGGUUGGCGGUCGUACAGCAGGAAAUAUUCGUCGUCAUCCUUCUUUCAUCACAACAUUUCGUUUAAGUCGACCUCUUCGAGCAGUUCAACGACCUUAUUAUACUUCAUUUUAUCAAAAACACCAAGAUAUACCAGAAAAGAUUAUUACCAUGGAAGAAGUUAAACAAUGGUUAAAUAAAAAAAAUAUAAAUAUUACUAAUCACAAUUCUCUUUCAAUAAAACAUCAAGAUUAUCAAAUGAAAUCUUCAUCAUCAAAACGAAUCAUUUCACCUAGUCCAUCAUUAUCCAUUGUGACAAAAGAUCAAAAUCCGAUUGUGUAUAUGUCACCACGUCGAGCUGGAUCUAUAGAUUAUUCCUUGCCCAAAACUGAAUCAUUAUCACCAAUACAAACAAAUGAAGACUAUUCUGAUGAAUCAUUGAAUAAUACUAAUAAGAUUAGUAAGAGAAAUUCAACAGUAAAACGACCGAUGAAUGCAUUUUUAUUAUGGGCUCGAGGUGAACGAAAACGAGUAUCUAGUGAUGGUUAUGGUGUUAGUCAAACAUCAUUGAGUAAACUUUUAGGUGAAACAUGGCGGAGAAUGCCCGUCGAAGAGAAACAGCCAUUCUUAGAUAUGGCUGAAACAUUAAAAAGACAACAUCACAUUGAUCAUCCCGGCUAUAGGUUCAAACCAAAACAACGCUCGUCAACCGCGAAUAGAACAAUAGCAAAGAAGCAUUUUCUACCUGACCCUCAAGAACAAAUGUCAAAGAUGAACUCUUCAUCAUAUUAUUCAACUUCAUCUUUUCGUUUUCUUCAAGGACUACAACAACAACAACAACCAUUAUCAUCUACCUCGGAUGCUGCUCCUCAUAAUGUAGCGCCAACAGUUCAAGCCAUAUGUCAAGUUAUUAUUUCAUCAUCAUCAUCGUUAUCAUCUGAUAAUAACAAUGAUUGGCUUUCAAAACUUAUUGGUCAACCUCAAACUGUUAUUGUUGCACCUCCUUCUCCUCUUCUUCCACAGAUACAAACAUCUCCAAUUUUAUCACGUCGACCUGUACGUAUACAAAUUAUAAAUAAACAUGAUGACAUUGUUGUACCUCCACCACCACUAUUACCUAUGACACCUUCACCAUUAUCAUCAUCAUCAUCAUCAUCGAUUACUCUCGAUGAAUCAACAUCAACAUUAAUCGAUUAUCUUAGUAAUACUUCUAAUAUGUUCAAUAUACCUAACAAUCAACCAGAAUUAGUUCCGGUUCUAGAUGAUACAAUUGGAUAUGAAACAUUACAAGAUUUAGCUAAUAAUCAUUUAAUGGACCUCGAUCAACCUUACAAUAAUAGUGGUUGGAUCGAUACACCUUUAUCAAAUUUUACUACUAAUGCUACAGAUAUAAAUACAACACCACCAUAUUUAUCUUAUGAUUUUUUAAGCCUUUAA
Rotaria sp. Silwood1 is the source of this 2142-nucleotide messenger RNA. NCBI's taxonomy places the organism in Eukaryota, Metazoa, Rotifera, Eurotatoria, Philodinida, Philodinidae. The record is from the annotation of a GenBank genome assembly.